GAGAGGGAGGUACCUUCACGUAGCUGUCUCUGUCUUGGUUUUCUACAGAAAGUAGUUAACUCGGCUGAAACUGAAACAGGGCAAAAGAAAAGCCCCACCAGGCUGUCUUUCUCCUUCAUUCUCUCAGUUUCCUGCUCAAGGAAGCUUUUUUGUACAGGUUGGCGUGUAAGGACAACAAACUUUUGGUGGUUGUUUUUUCCCCUUCCUCAGUGUUUCCUGUGAAAAAUGUGGACUUUCUCAUCUGCAGAGCAACUUCUUCACCGGAGGAGGGGUGGAGGAGAGGUAGGAGGGGAGAAGUUUUUCUAAGUCUGUCGCUCACUCUUGCCUUGCCGGAUAAUGAAAGAACAAGUGUGAGUGCAGGUCACAAAAAUCAAGAGGGAGAGAAGAAAGGAAGGAGCAGUGCUUCCUGGAUAGGGAUCUCCUCUUGACUCCUCUAGGACUCUGCAGCAGUGUGUUUGUGUGUGGAUCAGCGUGUCCACACUCUCACGGUCCUGCUCUCUGAGGGAGGUAGAGCGUGUGUGUGUAGCGAGGGAUGGCCAACGCCAGCCCCUGCAUGUCGCCGGGACCCCUCUCCCAGGUCUUCUUCCACCCAGGGGGCCCUUCUCCCCCAGGCUCUGUGGUGAUGCAGCAGGGGACCCCCAUGGCUGUGCCUCCUACCUCUACUCAGGGUGGCUUCCCCCCUGUGGACCUGGGGGCUGGGCAGGGCCCUGGGGGGGCUGCCAUGUCCCACGUGCCCCCCAUCCCGGCAGGGGUCUCCUUCAUCCUCCAGAUUGGGCUGACCAGAGAGUCAGUGCUGCUGCCACAGACCGCUGACUUAGCCUACGUCAAACAGAUCGCCUGCUCCAUCGUAGACAUCAAGUUCCCAGAGUGUGGCUUCUAUGGCAUCUAUGACAAGAUCCUGCUAUUUAAACAUGACACAGGCACCAACAACAUCCUGCAGCUGGUCAAGGCUACCCAGGACAUCCAGGAGGGAGACCUGGUGGAGGUGGUUCUCUCUGCUGCGGCCACCUUUGAGGACUUCCAGAUUCGGCCUCAUGCCCUGAAUGUCCACUCGUACCGUGCCCCGGCCUUCUGUGACCACUGUGGAGAGAUGCUGUUUGGAUUGGUCAGACAGGGCCUCAAAUGUGACGGCUGUGGAUUGAACUAUCACAAGCGCUGUGCCUUCAGCAUCCCCAACAACUGCAGCGGCGCGCGCAAGCGGCGCCUGUCCACCACGUCUCUGAACAGUAGCCAGUCGCUGCGUCUGUCCACCAGCGAGUCCCUGAGCAGCGUGGGCUCCAGCUCAGUCAGCACCUGCAUGGAGGAUGCCAGCCUGAUCCGCCCGCACACCACCCAGACGCUCCCGAAUUCCACCUGUACCGCGUCAGCAUCCCUGGGCCUGUCCACCAGCCCCUCCAUCACUAGACCCAUGGCCCGCGCUAACACUCAGAUGCCGCGAACCCCCAGCGAGGCGCGGCGGUUCUACACGGGCCGGCCAGUGCACCUGGACAAGAUCCUGAUGAGCAAAGUGAAGGUGCCACACACGUUCGCCGUGCACUCCUACACGCGCCCCACCGUGUGCCAGUACUGCAAGAGGCUGCUCCGGGGCCUCUUCAGACAAGGGCUGCAAUGCAAAGACUGCAAGUUCAACUGCCACAAGCGCUGUGCUUACAAGGUUCCCAACGACUGUCUGGGGGAGACCAUAGGAGACAUGUUGAGUCCCAGUGUGGACCACGAGGUGCCUAUGGACUACAGUAGUGAGUAUGCCGACUCAGACAAGUCUUCUCUGAUGGACGAUUCAGACGAGGCCUGCAGCAUCCCUGGUUCUUUCUCCCCUGAGAGCAGCCCGGACGGGGUCAGUGGAGACCAGAGUGCUAACAUCCCGUUGAUGAGGGUUGUUCAGUCCAUGAGGCAGACCACCCGUCGCUCCAGCACAUCCAUCAAAGAGGGCUGGAUGGUGCACUACAGCAACAAGGACACACUGAGAAAGCGGCACUACUGGCGUCUGGAUUGCAAGUGCAUCAUCUUGUUCCAGAACAACACCACCAACAAGUACUACAAGGAGAUUCCUCUGUCUGAGAUUCUGGAGGUGCGCCCCUCAGGGGACUUCACCCUGGUUCCUCCAGGCACCAGCCCCCACUGCUUCGAGCUUGUCAUGGGAGCCAUGCGCUACUUUGUAGGGGAGGACCCCAACGUCCACGUCGCCGUCCCCGCCCUGCCCCCCACCACCGCCCAGGCCUUCCCCCCCACACCCCCCUCCCCCAGCAACGUGGUUCCCAAUAGCGGUGUGGGGCGGGAGGUGGCCAAGGCGUGGGAGGGCGCCAUUCGCCAGGCCCUCAUGCCAGUUAUCUUCCAGGAUGCACCACCGAUAGAGGGACACACUCCUCACAGACAGGCUUCAGUCAGCAUCUCAGUGUCCAACAGUGUGAUCCAGGAGAACGUGGACAUUGGCAUGGUGUACCAGAUAUUUGCAGAUGAAAUCCUUGGUUCUGGCCAGUUUGGAGUGGUGUAUGGAGGGAAGCACAGGAAGUCGGGGCGUGAUGUGGCGGUAAAGGUGAUUGACAAGCUGCGCUUCCCCACCAAGCAGGAGAGCCAGCUGAGGAAUGAGGUGGCCAUACUGCAGAGUCUACGUCACUUGGGCAUAGUGAAUCUGGAGUGUAUGUUUGAGACUCCAGAGAAGGUGUUUGUGGUGAUGGAGAAGCUCCAUGGAGACAUGUUGGAGAUGAUCCUGUCCAGUGAGAAAGGAAGGCUCCCAGAGAGGCUCACCAAGUUCCUCAUCACACAGAUUCUGGCAGCCCUGAGGCACCUGCACUUUAAGAACAUCGUCCACUGUGACCUGAAACCUGAGAAUGUCCUGCUGGCCUCUGCCGAGCCCUUCCCCCAGGUGAAGCUGUGUGACUUUGGCUUUGCCCGUAUCAUUGGUGAGAAGUCGUUCAGGCGUUCGGUGGUGGGCACCCCGGCCUACCUGGCCCCAGAGGUGCUCCUCAACCAGGGCUAUAACCGCUCCCUGGACAUGUGGUCUGUAGGAGUCAUCAUGUACGUCAGCCUCAGUGGCACCUUCCCCUUCAACGAGGACGAGGACAUCAACGACCAGAUCCACAACGCUGCCUUCAUGUACCCACCCAACCCCUGGAAACAGAUCUCACCUGAUGCCACUGACCUGAUCAAUAACCUGCUCCAGGUGAAGAUGAGGAAACGCUACAGCGUGGACAAGUCUCUCAGUCACUCCUAUCUACAGGACUACCAGACGUGGUUGGAUCUGAGGGAGCUGGAGACCAAGCUGGGUGAGCGCUACAUCACCCAUGAGAGCGACGACUGCCGCUGGCAGAUGUUUGCCCGCGAGCACACGCUCCCCUACCCGGCCCACCUGGUGCCCCCUCUGCCUGCGCUCGGCUCCGACGAGGAGGCCGGGGAGGACGCAGACAUGCAGGGGCUCACCGAGAGGGUCAGCAUACUCUGAGAACCUGGAGAGCCAGGACCCAUGAGGGUCCAAGAGACUCAGACUGACCCAGGGAAGAGGAGGGGAGUGUGGGGAGCGAGUAGAGAGAGAAAGGGGCUGGCUGGAUGGAUGGAGGUCUGGAGAGUGGGGAGGGUGAGGCUGGGAGGUUUAGCUGUAGAAAAGCGCCUUCUAUUGAGAUGAUCCCGCUCCUAACUGUCUACUAAUGGUGUCCCACUCCGGCCCUUGCCUGUCCAAUCUCCAGACCCCAUCCUUGACCCCUCUCUCCUCGGUCUAGCUUAGCUCUUCCACCCUUGAACUCUUUGAGUGUAAGAGAUUGCUCUGCUGUAUCCCACAAGGACAUGCUGUGCUGUACCCAGUGGUCAGGGGAUGUGUAGAAUAUUGUUGCUGCAGUGUGCUCAUUCAGUCUAAACUGCAGUAUGGCAGAGGUCAGUUUGGGUGAAACACUCAAAUUGCAUUCUAAGCUCCUGGCAGAGGCACAACUUGCAUCUUUCUAUCUCAGAAGCCUGGGCAAGCACAAGGAUCCCCUGCUUAUUGUGAUAGGAGGGAGAGGAAGAGAGACAGGGAUAGAGACAGACAAAAAACUUUAAGGACUCGGAUCAAUCCACUUAUGCAUGACUUACAUCCACCCAUAAGCAAAUCCUUAUGAACCGUUUUAUUUUCAUUGAAUGCGAUGACUGGAAGCGCCCUGCCUGUACUGUCAGACCUGUUUGCUGCAGACCUCAAAGAGUUUAGUGGAGACAAAGGAGUCAUUUAGUGCCUGUAAGUGGUAGAUAAAGGGCUUCUAACUGUAGGCAGCAGACCAGCGCUAGUGGGCUGUCAUGGUCUCAGAGGAAAUCUGCCGUUCAAACGACAACAAAGACAACAAAGCCAGAAGUGGAUGUAGCAAUCAAGGAUUGCACCUUUUUAAACUGUCCACUGAUACUGUCCUAGUUGGUGCAGCGUCAUUAUUGAUGAUGACUUAUUAGUGAAGACCGAAGACUCGCUUAUCAUCGGAAGUGUUAAUUCACAAGUCCUGGUGAUCCGAGGGUGUCCUAGACCUGUAGACAUACACUGUUACAAUGAAGGCAAUGUGGACGUUUUCGGAAUAGUUUGUCACGGACACCAUUAAACACCAAUGGACAGUGGGGAAAAUGCUAUUGCUCUUCUAGUUACAGUAGAAAGACGACAAACUGCCUAUCUCUCGAGUCAAGGUUAAAGUGUGGGAGGAGGGCUCCGAUAUUGAUUGCUGACUAUGAACCUAGCAUGUCAACUAGUUGAUGUCCAUGUGAAGUAGAUUUGUCUAGAGGAAAAGCAUUGCCGUGAAGGAAUAUUACGUACAUGUAUAACCAUAUCUUUAUGCAGUGUAAUCAAUGUAUGCUUGGAGAAUGUAAACCUAUGGAAGAUCCCAGCAUUUAUAUGUAACAUCAGUACAAACCUUGACCUACAA
Salmo salar (Atlantic salmon) is the source of this 4865-nucleotide messenger RNA. Its product is annotated as serine/threonine-protein kinase D2. NCBI's taxonomy places the organism in Eukaryota, Metazoa, Chordata, Actinopteri, Salmoniformes, Salmonidae. Gene Ontology annotation, cellular component: cytosol. Gene Ontology annotation, molecular function: ATP binding; protein serine/threonine kinase activity. The record is from RefSeq and is a predicted model, not a curated record. Gene Ontology annotation, biological process: intracellular signal transduction; phospholipase C-activating G protein-coupled receptor signaling pathway; protein phosphorylation.